AUGCCCCGGAAGCGGAAGUGUGCUCACCAGGCUGUCAGAGUCCGCGUCUGGCUGGGUGGUCGUGGAGUGUCGGGAAGUCGUUUUUCCUUUUCUGGCUCGAGAGCGCUUCCCCUCUGGUGGGUGGGAGUGCAGGACGGAGCUGCGAGAUGAGCACCAUGUUCGCGGAUACGCUACUCAUCGUGUUUAUCUCCGUGUGCACGGCUCUUCUCGCCGAGGGCAUAACCUGGGUCCUGGUUUAUAGGACAGACAAGUACAAGAGACUGAAGGCAGAAGUGGAAAAGCAGAGUAAAAAAUUGGAAAAGAAGAAGGAAACGAUAACAGAGUCAGCUGGCCGGCAACAAAAGAAGAAAAUAGAGAGGCAAGAAGAGAAACUGAAGAAUAACAACAGAGAUCUAUCAAUGGUUCGAAUGAAAUCCAUGUUUGCAAUUGGCUUUUGUUUUACUGCCCUAAUGGGAAUGUUCAAUUCCAUAUUUGAUGGAAGAGUUGUAGCAAAACUCCCUUUUACCCCCCUUUCCUACAUCCAAGGACUGUCUCAUCGAAACCUGCUGGGGGAUGACACAACGGACUGUUCCUUCAUCUUCCUCUAUAUUCUGUGUACUAUGUCAAUUCGACAGAACAUCCAGAAGAUUCUUGGCCUUGCCCCUUCACGAGCUGCCACCAAGCAGGCAGGUGGAUUUCUUGGCCCUCCACCUCCUUCUGGGAAGUUCUCUUGAAGUAAAGCAGAGCCCUUUAAUUCCUGUUUUUUUUUUAAAUAUACAAGGCAGACUGGCAUCUAUUUUAUAGCAAGAACCAUAGGCAGCCUUAGCACUUGGGCCACUUUCUAUUUUUGAGUUAUUUCUCAGCUUUUUGGAUAUCAUUAGAAUGGCAACCAACACAUAUGAUAGUGCUUUUGGUCACAGAUAAAUUGUCUUCAAUAAGUAGACUGAUUAGUUAAGUUCAGGUGUUGUUUAUGUAAUGAAAAACAAGUCGUAUCUUUCCUGUUUUGCUUACAUAAAUAUUUUCUGUGGGACUGACUCUCAAGGCUAAAUGUGUGUCACAUACAUGGAAGUUGGCUCUCUGUGAGUGAACAUCUAGAAAUCUAGAAGAAAAACUUAGUUUGUGUAACUAAACUUAGUUGGAACUGUUUGUUGUAUUUUUUUAAGCCAAAUAUAUCACUGAGAUCAAUAAAGCCAAAAUUUUAGCUACUUCA
This is a messenger RNA of Lepus europaeus (European hare), 1189 nucleotides long. It is a transcript of the gene TMCO1, whose product is annotated as transmembrane and coiled-coil domains 1. Gene Ontology annotation, molecular function: calcium channel activity. Bases 147 to 713 code for a protein of 188 amino acids. Gene Ontology annotation, biological process: endoplasmic reticulum calcium ion homeostasis. Gene Ontology annotation, cellular component: endoplasmic reticulum membrane; endoplasmic reticulum; cytoplasm. Lineage: Eukaryota; Metazoa; Chordata; Mammalia; Lagomorpha; Leporidae. The transcript is spliced from 7 exons. The record is from RefSeq and is a predicted model, not a curated record.